Messenger RNA from Hyaloperonospora brassicae, 726 nucleotides. The record is from the annotation of a GenBank genome assembly. Lineage: Eukaryota; Oomycota; Peronosporomycetes; Peronosporales; Peronosporaceae.
AUGCUCGCGCGCGUAAACCACGAGCGCGCUGCGCACGACUUGCCACCGCUUUGUCUGAACCGAAAGCUGCAGGCCGCAGCAAAGCGGCACUCGAACGACAUGGCUCGGCACGACUUUAUGGACCACGGGGGCACUGAUGGGUCGUCCAUGUCCCAGCGCAUCUCGGCAGCAGGGUACAUGUGGGACGCCGUGGCGGAAAAUGUGGCCGCGGGUCAAGAAGACGUCGAGGAGGUCAUGCAGUCGUGGAUGGAGUCGGAGGGCCAUCGGGAGAACAUUAUGAACCCGACGUACACAAUGUUCGGCACGGCGUGUACCUACAACAAGAACAGCUCCAUGACGUACUACUGGACGCAGGACUUUGGCCGCGGGGACACGGAGGCGUGCGAAAAGGACACGAAGAAGAAGCAGCACAAGAAGAAGCGGCAGCACAAGAAGAAGCGGCACAAGAAGAAGCGCAGACGUUCGACGUUGACUGCCGAGGAGCUGAACCGACUGACGCAGCUGUUGGGGUCGCGCGUAUUGGAUGCCUUGCACGACAACGUGGCGUCUACUGUCCCCAAUGGCUUUUUCACUGAUUUGUCUGAUGGAAACGACGAUGACGAGUUGCAGACGCCGGAACGCUCGAGACUGGCGGUGUCGGCUGCUGACGUUGCUACGCGGCCUCGUGAUGGGUUGUCGGAAGAGGCGGACGAGUCCAAGCUCCGAGCACGAGGUGCUCGACCGUGA